Molecule: messenger RNA, 2647 nt
Organism: Lutra lutra (Eurasian river otter)
Lineage: Eukaryota; Metazoa; Chordata; Mammalia; Carnivora; Mustelidae
Gene: TRAF3IP2
Product: TRAF3 interacting protein 2
Exons: 10
Coding region: 539-2212 (557 amino acids)
Biological process (GO): humoral immune response; positive regulation of canonical NF-kappaB signal transduction
Source: RefSeq, a predicted model, not a curated record
GAGCUCAGAGCCUUGAGUUAGACUGCAUGAUUUCAAAUCGCAGCCCCAUCACUCACAAGCCUUGUGGCGUUGGGCAAGUGGCCUAAGCUUCCUUCCACUCCCUACUCCAUAUCUUCCUCAUGAACUUGGGGUGCACUGAAAGACAGGGGACUGGCCAGAUCUGUGGCAGGAAAGGGUUAAGGAGAGCAAAGGGCCUUGUGGCAAUAACACUAGAAGGCUGGAGGAGGUGGCAUAGAACGGGCAUUAGCCCUCUGCGGAAGGAGUUUCUUGGGAAGAUGGUGCUCGAAAAGAAGGACACGUGGAACCAAUGAAGGGAUUGAUUAGUGAAAAAAGGAUGAAGACAAGCAUCACCUCCUUCCCAGCUGUUAUUAGCUCCAGGCUUCAGUCUCUCACCUAAAUGCCAGGAAGGUGUGAUACCAAGGCAGAAGCUUAGAGAGAGAAGACAGUUCUGCUUUCAGAUGGCCUGGAUGACGUAAUCCGUCUGUCCCCAGACCAGAGUGCAGAUCGGGGCAGGCAAAAGCCCUCACCAGAAACUAGAAUGAACCGAAGCAUUCCUGUGGAGGUUGAUGAAUCAGAACCAUACCCAAGUCAGUUACUGAAACCAAUCCCAGACUACUCCCUGGAAGAGGAAUCAGAACCACCUGCUCCAAAUCUGACGAACAUGGCGCCCAACAGCUUGUCUGCGCCCCAAACCCCUCACUGUUCCUCGGGAGAAGUUUCUCAGGCUCAGCCACCCUUGAAACUUUCCAGUCACCUACGGCCUGUGUCGCAGCAGGUCACCUGCCUGCGUGCGAAAAUCUUGGAGGAGAGCGAAGACAGCUUCUGGAGGAGACACCCAGACCCAGGCAAAGAUUUUCCCUCGGGCUCCCCCGCAGCCAGCGAGCAGGAGCUGGAGUCUGUGGUUGGAGGCCUCCCUCUGGAGCAUCAGUUUUCAUUUAUGGAAAAACGAAAUCAAGGGCUAGGAUCUCAGCUUUCAGCAGCUUCUCCUGACACUGGCCAUGACUCAGACAAAUCAGACCAAAGUUUACCUAAUGCCUCAGCAGACUCCCCCAGCCGGAGCCAAGAGACGGUGCAGCAGCCCCAGCCCCACAGGAACCGGGCAGCUCCAGAUCUGCCUACGAUAGACACGGGAUAUGAUUCCCAGCCCCUGGAUGUCCUGGGCCUCAGGCAGCUGGAAAGGCCCCUGCCCCUCACCUCCGUGUGUUACCCCCAGGACCUCCCCAGACCACUCAGCUCCAGAGAGUUCCCUCAGUUUGAACCUCAGAGGAUCCCAGCGUGUGCACAGAGGCUGCCUCCCGUCCUUCCCCCACACACUCAGUGGAACUGUCAUUACCAUUGUCCCGGAGGUCCCUAUCACCAGGUGCCAUGUGGCCACGACCACCCCCGAGCAGCCUACCACCAAGUGGUCCAGCCCAUCCCUGGAGCCAGUGUGAGGGGCCCACGGCCUGUACAGAAGGUCGUCCUGAACUACCCCAGCCCCUGGGACCAAGACCAGAGGCCCGCACAAAGAGACCACUCCUCCCCGGGGCUCCCGAGGGACCAACUAUAUAACCAGCCACCUCAUCAAGCCCGAGUUCCUGAGGAGUCCUUGGAGUGUCCUGCAGAACUGAGACCACUGGGUCCCCAGGCUCCAUCCCCAGCUGCUGUCCCUAGACCCCUUAGUAACUUUCCAGCCAGAGGAACUCUGAAAACAAGCAAUUUGCCAGAAGAGUUACGGAAAGUCUUUAUCACCUAUUCUAUGGACACAGCCAUGGAGGUGGUGAAAUUCGUGAACUUCCUCUUGGUAAAUGGCUUCCAAACUGCAAUUGACAUAUUUGAGGAUAGAAUCCGAGGCAUUGAUAUUAUUAAGUGGAUGGAACGCUACCUUAGAGAUAAGACAGUGAUGAUAAUUGUAGCAAUCAGCCCCAAAUACAAACAGGAUGUGGAAGGUGCCGAGUCGCAGCUGGACGAGGACGAGCACGGCUUACACACUAAGUACAUUCAUCGCAUGAUGCAGAUCGAGUUCAUCAAACAAGGAAGCAUGAAUUUCAGAUUCAUCCCCGUGCUCUUCCCAAAUGCUAAGAAGGAGCACGUGCCCACCUGGCUUCAGAACACUCACGUCUACAGCUGGCCCAAGAAUAAGAAAAACAUCCUGCUGCGGCUGCUCAGGGAAGAGGAGUACAUAGCCCCUCCCCGGGGGCCCCUGCCCACGCUUCAGGUGGUGCCCCUGUGACCCCUCCGUGCCCAGAGCCCUGGGGUUGUGCUGGUGGCGGCGGCGGAGGGGCGGAUCCUGUUCCGACAACACGUCCCCUCGAGGUCCCUCUCAGAGGACCCCUCUCCACCCCCCGAAGACCUGUCCUGCAGACCCCUCUUCCCAUGGAGACCUCCACAGACCCUGCCUUUCAGAAAGAGGCAGUGGCUGCUCUGUAGUCCCUACUUCUGACGCCCCCCACCCCCACCCCCCAGCACGCUGCUCCUAACAGCCUGAUGCGUCCAUUCUGGGCCUCUCCCUACUUAGCCCCUAGGUCAUAUAAAUGACGUUGCCACUGACGACCCCAAACACCCUCCCCUCGCUUAAAGCUACUUUUAUGAGUUAGCCAGAUGCUCGUGGGUCCUCCAAUCAGCCUGGUUCGUGUACAAAUAAUAAAAUGUUUACUCUUUUGUAAGA